UUUUUAAAAAUGUUGGAAAGAAAUUUUAUUAAUUUAUUAACAAGAACAACACAGUAACGCAAUCACACAGACUCCACAGUCCAAGGACCAAGGAGAGCUUUUGUAUACAUCAAUCAUCAUCUCUCUCUCUGGUUUGAAUCGGCGGCGACUGAGUCAACUCGGUGGGAGCUGUUUGUUGUGACUUGUUUUAUGUGUUGUUUGAUUUAGUUGAUUUAUGGAUCCGAGUGGGAUGAUGAACGAAGGAGCUCCGUUUAAUCUAGCGGAGAUCUGGCAGUUUCCGUUGAACGGUGUUUCAACCGCCGGUGAUUCUUCGAGGAGAAGCUUCGCCGUCUCUGGGACGAAUCAGUUCGGUGAUUCGGAUCUAACCUCUGCUGCCACUAACGGCGAUCCGGCGCGUAUGAGUCACGCGCUUUCUCAGGCUGUGAUCGAAGGUAUCUCCGGCGCGUGGAAGCGGAGGGAAGACGAGUCUAAGUCGGCGAAGAUCGUCUCCGCCAAUGGCGCGAAUGAAGGUGAGAACAAACGACAGAAGAUAGAUGAAGUGAGUGAUGGGAAAGGUGAAGCUGGAUCUCCUGGAACAGAGACGGAACAAAAGAAGCAACAGAUUGAACCAAUGAAAGAUUAUAUUCAUGUUCGAGCUAGAAGAGGUCAAGCUACAGAUAGUCACAGUUUAGCUGAAAGAGCGAGAAGAGAGAAAAUUAGCGAGCGGAUGAAGAUCUUGCAGGAUCUUGUACCAGGAUGUAACAAGGUUAUUGGAAAAGCACUUGUUCUUGAUGAGAUAAUCAACUAUAUACAAUCGCUGCAGCGUCAAGUUGAGUUCUUAUCGAUGAAGCUCGAAGCAGUCAACUCAAGAAUGAACCCUGGCAUCGAGGUUUUUCCACCCAAAGAGUUUGGUCAGCAGGCGUUUGAGAAUCCGGAGCUGCAAUUCGGGUCGCAAUCGACGAGGGAGUACAGUAGAGGAGCAUCACCAGAGUGGUUGCAUAUGCAGAUAGGAUCAGGUGGUUUCGAAAGAACAUCCUGAUAAAAAGAACAAGACUUGGUCAUCAUCUUACUACAAAAAUAAGAGAAAAUCCCGAGAAGAAAAAAGCAUACAUACAUACAUACAUAUGAAUCUCAAUUCUCAUUAUAGGUUUUAAAUAUAUGGAUGUGAAUAUACACAUCAUAUUGUUCUAAAGAAAGCAAAAAAAAAGAUAGAAAAGAAGAUAUAGUUAGUUUCGACAUCAAGAAACUAGAAAAGCUGGUGAAGGCUUUUUAAAGUAGAAAUUAAUUAAAACCUCUUUGUAAAAGAAAGAACGUUCUUUGUUAUAAAAUUGUAUGAUGUCUCUCA
Messenger RNA from Capsella rubella, 1324 nucleotides. Its product is annotated as transcription factor BPE. The transcript is spliced from 6 exons. Lineage: Eukaryota; Viridiplantae; Streptophyta; Magnoliopsida; Brassicales; Brassicaceae. Bases 215 to 1018 code for a protein of 267 amino acids. Gene Ontology annotation, cellular component: nucleus. The record is from RefSeq and is a predicted model, not a curated record. Gene Ontology annotation, biological process: regulation of DNA-templated transcription. Gene Ontology annotation, molecular function: protein dimerization activity; DNA-binding transcription factor activity.